Molecule: messenger RNA, 1488 nt
Organism: Mesocestoides corti
Lineage: Eukaryota; Metazoa; Platyhelminthes; Cestoda; Cyclophyllidea; Mesocestoididae
Source: the annotation of a GenBank genome assembly
AUGGAAUGUGAAUUCGAGGCCCUUCAGAAGCCUAUUUCGGUGAAAUGGCUUCAUAAUGGUCGUGAACUAAUGCUAACAGAUCGUCACGAAGUCGCCUUUUCUGAGGAAAGCGGAGUUGCGAAACUGAAAAUUGUAAAUGUCACUCCUGAGGAUGCCGGCGAGUACGCUUGCGUUGUUGAUUUUGUCUGCACUGUUCCGGGGUCUGAAAAUCCCGAACACAAAACUAUUGUUACCAAAACGGUAACAGAUGUCACUGAUAAAACGUUGGUUGUCGAAUUGACGCAAGAGGUGGAGAUUGAGGAAGAAGAAGAUGAAGAAGAACACGAAGAUAAAGAGAAACAGGAGGAUAAAGUGGAUGAGCUUGUGACUGAUUCGCAAAUUGGAGCAAGUUCGCCGAUCUUUGAAGUUGAACUUACUCCCGUCAAAGUAACUGAAGGCGAAGAAAUCUACCUCUCUGCUGUGGUUAAGGGUAGUCCUCAGCCACAAGAAGUAACCUGGAAGCACAACGGUGCUGUUCUUCAGCCUGUCCUUGCGGAUGCAGCCAUCUUCUACGUUCCAGAGCGUGGCCUUUGUGAGCUAACUAUCUCUGAGGCCUUUUUAGAAGACGCCGGCAUUUACGAAAUUGAAGCUGUAAAUCAAUAUGGAGUGGCAGUUUCCCAGACUGAGGUUCUUGUUGAGGCCUUGGGAGAAACUAAACAGAUCGAGACAGAGAAAACAAAGUAUGCCCAAGUAGAAACAGAAAAGCAAGAAUUCCAUUCCGGAGACACAUCCAUGGCAAUUGAAGAAGUCCCAGAACGGAUUCCCGAUAAGGUCAUUGAGAUGGCGUGGUUCGAGGUGUCUGAAAGUGGUCGGAUGGAAAUGCCGCACGUCAGUACUGACACAGUUGAUUUUCUUGAAGAGUCGAUAUCGGAAGAGGAAGUCGAAGAGAUGGAGGAGGUGAAGGAGGAGAAGAAGAAGCCGACCGUAACAGCAGCUGAGGUGGAGGCCACAACGAAGGCCCUAGAGGUGGUGGAGCAGCCCGAGGUCACUGAGGAAGCACCAAAAGUGGUCGACGUGAAGGAAGAAGAAGGGGUUGAGAAGAGGACAAAGGUGACAGUUGUUGGUGUAGAGGUCGACAGGCCUGAGGUCAAAAUUCCUUCUGCGCCUGUCAGACUUCGCGCUGAAGUCAUCCCAAAGAAGUCACCCAUUUCUUCCCAAUCGGUGGAAUUGACUUGGGAUUCUGCGUUUAUUGGUAGCCCUUCUGACUCACCCUCUGAAUAUAUCAUUGAAAUGAGGCGGAAAGGAUCGUCCGAGUGGACUGAACUCACAGUAGUGAAAACUGCCAGCAGAAAAUGUUCUCUCACCACAGAGCGGAUGGCUGAGUUUACUGAUUACGAGUUCCGCCUAAUCGCCAAGAACUCUGCUGGAAGAAGUGAACCUUCGAAUACCUCAAAUCCUAUUACUCUGGAUCAGACGGCAGAUAAGAACAAUGCAAAUCAACUCUCCUAA